AUGAGGGAGGAAGAGCGUCUGCUACGCAAGCAGCAGAUGUAUGACGACCUCGACACACUUCAAGCCGAUGACGACGCUCCAGAUACAGGGCGCAAGACAUCGAACUCGAAGUGGAAAGUCUCGAAGAAUGAGAAGCCCAUCGCAGUGGAGCGACCGACUGCAGCGCGGACAUUCGCACGGUCACUGUCUGAUAGCACGGUAAGCGCAAAGGCGCAGAACAAAGUCAUUCCUGACGUGCUGCUUCCACCAUCAUCGACAGAUCCACUGAGACGUACACAAAAUCAGCUGGCUAGUCUACCCACGCUCAGAAAGACCGUCUCUGACUUCCCCAAAGCGUCGGCUGCAUCCAAACUCAACGGUAAGCGCAAACGCGACAGUUUCAUUUUGCAGGUACCCGAGGAACAGCGAGUCUUCAGGAACUUGCACAUAUUCUUUUUUCCGAAUAACGAUGUACAUCCUGCACGCCGCAUGAGGAUUGCGAAAGCCGUGGAGCAUGGCGCUGUCUGGGAAAAGGACUGGUCUGCAAGAGUCAGUCAUGUCGUCUUGGAUAAUACAAUGGACCUGAAUCAUCUUCAUACUUUCCUCGGCUUGGAACAACUACCUGAUCGUGUGAUCGUGGUCACCGAGCAAUACGCCGCGGAGUGUCUGUGCUUCAAGACCUUGCUGGAUCCCUUGCAGGCUCGCUUUGCCGUCAAAGGCCACUUGCCGGCAGGGCUGAAGAAAGCGGAUUCUACAGACUCCGACGCGUCUCUACAGCUCAAGCCGGCUGGCAAAGACGUUCAGGUCCGUCAGGUGAAGACGCCAUCUAUGGAGAGGCCAGUGGAAGCUGUGCCAGCAACCAUAGUUUCUACAGCGGAAGAUGCAGAAGACGAUGCAGAAGACGAUGCAGAAGAGUCAGACCGAGUGCCAAACACUUCCGGGGUGCCCGUCGACAAUGACCUCGACGACGCCAUCAAGAAGGCGAGAGAGCUGCAGCAUGUGCCACUCGAUGACGAAGAAGGAGAAGAUGCCAGUGGCAGACCAGCCACUUCCGAAGGCAUGGUAUCAGGCGACGAGGAGCCCAAGACCGGACUGAAGCUCCUUCCGAAGAAGAAGUCCAAGUAUCACCGAGUACAGGACAAGUUCCAAUGCAUGCAGAAGCAUACGGGUGACAGAUCUGAAACGGAAAAUUCUGCUGUUAUCAAUAUUCUCCAGCAAAUGGCGGUCUACUACGGCCAGAUGGGCGACGAAUGGCGCAUCAGAGCUUAUCGAAAUGCCAUAUCGAGCUUGCGCAAUCACCCAGUGAAAGUCACGACUAGAGAACAGGCUCUGGCUUUGCCGAACAUCGGUGAACGCUUGGCCACCAAGAUCGAGGAGAUUGCUUUCACAAAUCGUCUGAGAAGACUGGACAACGCCAAGGCGGAACCGAACGAUCAAGUGUUGCAGACAUUCAUGGGUGUAUACGGAGCCGGGUUGGUGCAAGCCAGCCGAUGGGUCAGCGAAGGUUACACGACUCUCGACGGACUGCUGCAGAAAGCCAAGCUCACGCAAAAUCAGCGCAUCGGCAUCGAGCACUACACAGACUUUAACUCGCGUAUUCCUCGAGAAGAAGUCGCAGAGCAUGGUGCCGUGGUACGGAAAGCACUCCAGGAGAUUGACCCUGCAUUUGAGGUCAUCAUAGGUGGUUCAUACCGCCGUGGCUCGAAGGACUCUGGAGAUAUCGACUGCAUCAUCACCCGGCCGAAUACCAAUGCUGACCACUUGCGAAACGUGGUUCUCGGGCAAGUGGUGCCGCAACUUACUGCAAGCGGCUUCCUCGUUGCUAGUCUUGCAAUCACGUCUCGGGACGAUGGGAGCAAAUGGCAUGGCGCUUCGUGCCUGCAUGGCUCAGUUGUAUGGAGACGGCUCGAUCUGCUGUUAGUGCCGGCCGAUGAGCUUGGUGCAGCACUGAUUUACUUCACUGGGAACGACAUAUUCAAUCGCAGCCUACGCUUAUUGGCAAGCACGAAAGGGAUGCGGCUGAACCAACGUGGACUUUACCGCGACGUCAUAAGAGGACCGAAGCGUGUAAAGCUCACGGAGGGUACGCUUGUGGAAGGGAAAGACGAGAAGAAGAUCUUCGAGGCACUUGGAGUCACUUGGCGCCCACCUAGUCACAGGAUUUGUUAG
This is a messenger RNA of Fulvia fulva, 2148 nucleotides long. RefSeq names its product DNA polymerase lambda. NCBI's taxonomy places the organism in Eukaryota, Fungi, Ascomycota, Dothideomycetes, Mycosphaerellales, Mycosphaerellaceae. The transcript has 3 exons. The record is from RefSeq and is a predicted model, not a curated record. Gene Ontology annotation, cellular component: nucleus. Gene Ontology annotation, molecular function: DNA binding; DNA-directed DNA polymerase activity. The coding region runs from base 1 to 2148 and encodes 715 amino acids. Gene Ontology annotation, biological process: double-strand break repair via nonhomologous end joining.